UGUGUCUCGAGAUUAAGAAUCUGAUGUCAUCUAAAGCCUUUUUAUCCAGACAACAGUAGUGAACUUGAUAGGUGAACAGCUGAUUGCUCUAAGUUUCAGGCUUCUGGAAGUCCUGAACCAACCUUAUUUAUGUUUCCUGGUUUUGUUCAACUCUUCAGCCUCUGGAAACUACUGUCUUCUGAGACAUAUGACAACAAAGAUCCUGUUUAACCAUUGAAGCCUGGAGCAUCAGUACCUGCCUCUUAAAGGAAGAAAACUGAAGAUUAAGUCGUAUUCCCUUCAAGAAACCACUCGUUGUUACCAGAAUAAUUCUUCUCCAUCAGGUGCAUGGAUGAGCCUCCGUCUUCAAAACCUCUCCAAACUUAAUAGUUUCAGUAUCAGGGUUGCAACAAACAAAUUUCUCCAGCUCUCAGGAAGACGCUACUCCAUCUCUAAAGACAGCAACAGAGCUUCAACAUGGUGGCUGGUGGAAGACAGAUCCUGGGUAUGGCUCUGGCCAUAAUCGGCUUUCUUGGAGUCAUCAUCAUCUGUGGCCUCCCCACUUGGAAAGUCACGGCCUUCAUCGGUGCCAACAUCGUCACCUCUCAAGUCAUUUGGGAGGGUUUGUGGAUGAACUGCGUGACUCAGAGCACAGGCCAGAUGCAGUGCAAGAUUUAUGAUUCCCUUCUGGCCUUGCCUCAAGACCUGCAGGCCGCCAGAGCACUUGUUAUCAUGGCCAUCAUUGUUGCAGUCAUUGGUAUCAUACUGGGCGUGGUGGGAGGCAAGUGCACCAACUUCAUAGAGGGGGAAGUUCAAAAGAGCAGAGUGGCCAUCACCGCAGGAAUCAUCUUUAUCAUUGCGGGUCUCUUGGUCCUCAUUCCCGUCUGCUGGACUGCCAACACAAUCAUUCAGGAUUUCUACAACCCAACCCUGAUCGAGGCUCAGAAGAGGGAGCUUGGGGCCUCCCUCUACAUUGGCUGGGGCACUGCUGCACUGCUCUUCAUCGGCGGUGGGCUCCUCUGCUGCUCCCGUCCCCCCCGUAACGACUACGACGUUGGGUACUCCAAGGCUCGCUCUGUGGACAGCAGCAAGGCCUACGUUUAGAUUUAAAGAACUGUGUCGGGUAGAGAGGAGACAAAAUAAGAUUUCAUGAAAAAUCUUAUAUUUGUUGAAGAUGUGGAGAAACAGAGAGAGACUUUGGCAGGGACAAUGAAUUAAAUAUCUGUUGUAGUCUUUAAAGAUUCAUACUGUGAUAAUCAUUUAUAUUUUGAAAUGAGCAGCAAUUUGAUUCUCUAUUUGUAAACACAUACAAAUACAUAAAUAUAGAUAUUUUUCAUAUAAAAAAACAUUAUAGCUUCCUUUUUUUGGUAUUGUAUCCUCAUUGAUUAUAACUCAGAACAUGUCUACAGGGUAAUCUCUACUUAUGUAAUCGCUGAUCUGGAUUUUUAGCUAUUAUAUCUUUCUAAAUGUAUUGCACAUUGAGGAUUCUUUUUUUUUUGUUUUGUUUCUUUUUUAGUUACUCUGUAUGAUUAACUAAUGAUGAAGUUAAAGUCAACUGUUACGGCUGUCGUUUUUCUUUCUAUUACACCAACAAGAGGGGCCGAGGAAAAAAAGUUCAGUAGAUCUGGUUUGUUGAUGGAAUCUUCUCAAACAAGUUCUGAGACAAUGUUUGCUGCCUGCUAAAGAAACACGGCCAAGUAUAAACAAGAGUGAAAGACUACGCUGUUCCCAUGGAUAACUCUUUUCUUGUAGUUUAUCAAGAUGGUCUGUGGAAAACUGUCAAAUUAAAAAGGAAAACAAAACAUAUUUGAAAUAAAAAUAUGACCAUAAAAAUUUA
Molecule: messenger RNA, 1816 nt
Organism: Girardinichthys multiradiatus
Lineage: Eukaryota; Metazoa; Chordata; Actinopteri; Cyprinodontiformes; Goodeidae
Product: claudin-4-like
Exons: 2
Coding region: 457-1083 (208 amino acids)
Biological process (GO): cell adhesion; bicellular tight junction assembly
Cellular component (GO): plasma membrane; bicellular tight junction
Molecular function (GO): structural molecule activity
Source: RefSeq, a predicted model, not a curated record